Messenger RNA from Ipomoea triloba (trilobed morning glory), 945 nucleotides. RefSeq lists its product as uncharacterized. The transcript has a single exon. Bases 1 to 945 code for a protein of 314 amino acids. Lineage: Eukaryota; Viridiplantae; Streptophyta; Magnoliopsida; Solanales; Convolvulaceae. The record is from RefSeq and is a predicted model, not a curated record.
AUGAUGCAAGAUCAAAUCGGGAUUCCCGCUUGCUUUUCGUCCAGGGAGAAUAAUAAGCUCACAUCAGAUGAUAAUCCCGCCGCAAUCACCAGUUCCGGCCAGAGCAUUUUCGUAUCGGUUUACCGGGCCAAGUUUUCAGACCAGCGGAGGCUCGUCACGGUCACGUGGUGCAAGAAUCUCCUGCUUCACGAGCUGUCCGUUUCGGUGGAUUGCAACGGCGGAGAGCGGCGGCGCACGGCGGCGUGCAAGGUGGAGCUGAAGCCGUGGUGUUUCUGGAGGAAACAGGGGUCGAAGCGCGUGGAGGUCGACGGGAAGACGGUGGAGGUUUUCUGGGACCUGAAAGCGGCGAAAUUCAACGGGGAAACGGAGCCGAGGUCGGAGUACUAUGUGGCGGUCGUGUGCGAGGACGAGGUUGUUCUUCUCCUCGGGGACAUGAAGAACGACGCGUAUAGAAAGACGGGGUGCCGGCCGGCUUUAGUGGAUCCGGUUUUGGUGUCGAGAAAAGAGCACGUUUUUGGGAAGAAAAAAUUCCAGACUAGGGUUAAGGUUGAGGAGAAAGGGAAACAUCAUGAGAUCUCGGUGGAGUGGAAAAACAGGAACGGGGAAGAUCCCGAAAUGGAGAUUAACGUGGACGACAAUUCCGUUAUUCACGUCAAACAUUUGCAGUGGAAAUUCCGAGGCAAUGAAUGCCUUGAUCUCACCGACAAGGUCAGAAUCCAGGUCUUCUGGGACGUCCACGACUGGCUAUUCUGUCCCGGUUUAAAACACGCUUUGUUCAUUUUCAAACCUGUCUUAACAUCUCCGCCCCCUUCGUCACCGUCGUUCUCCUCGUCCUCCUCCUCGACCACAUCGACGCCGUUUAUGAGUUCUUGUUACUCAUCAUCAUCAACAACAAGCAGCUCAUAUGAGUUUUGCUUGAUUUUAUAUGCUUGGAAGGGGGAAUGA